This is a messenger RNA of Prunus armeniaca (apricot), 747 nucleotides long. NCBI's taxonomy places the organism in Eukaryota, Viridiplantae, Streptophyta, Magnoliopsida, Rosales, Rosaceae. The record is from the annotation of a GenBank genome assembly.
AUGUGGGAGCAAGUGAAACUGCUUGGGCACAUGGGGAAAGUACCACUUUCUUAUAAGAGAGUGGUGCUGAUUUAUGUACAACACAUUGAAGAGGAAGGUGUUGCAGUGAAUGAGGAUUGUGAAGAGGUAGUUGUGGCAUUGAAUAAGGAUAGUGAGAAUAUUGGGCAUGUUAGUGGUGAAAAUGGGGCUUCUACUGAAGGCAGUGGGCCACUGAACAAUGAUAAAGAUGGCCGGCCUUUUACUAAGGAUCAUGGGCCUACUUGCAGAGUUGAAGACUGGGUUUCAAGUGAUGAUGAUGGGCCCCUGAACAAUGAGGGUAGUAGGGCUGAUAUAGGUGACACUGAUGUGGAAGACAUUGAAGACAAUGAAGACAACCAGCCAAAAGUAGUUGAAGACCCAAAUGCCCAUGUAAAUGAAGAUCGGGAGUCAACUGAUGUAGCUAAAAGUGAUGUUGAGAGCUUGGAUAGUAGCUCAUAUGAUGAGGAUGAUGAGAACCAGAAGAAAAGGAAGAAGAAAUUGCCUAAAUUUCAAGAAUUUAGGCCUGAAACAGACAUGCGCAACCCUAUGUUUAAGCUAGGUUUAAGAUUUGCAACCACUGACCUAUUUAGGAAAGCAAUUAGGAACUAUUCAAUUGUGAACAUGAGGAUGAUUAAAUUCAAAUGCAAUGAUCGUGAUAGGGUGAGGGCAGUGUGUGCAGGAAAUUGUAACUGGGUUUGUUUUGCUUUAGCAAUGAAUGGGUUCAAGUGA